CGCCCUUCAGUGAACCUCAGCGCGCCGCAGCUGGCCGGCCAUGGUGGAGCAAGCCGACGACGCGCCGCUCCUCUUCUGGGCCGAGGGCCCGGCUGUCUCCUUACCGGAGCCCGGGGAGCCCGGUACCUGGAGGGGCUGUGGCUCCACCACCACCUCCUCCUCCUCGGCGUGGAGGAGCGGCAGCAAAGGGGAGCCGGUGGUAGUCGGUGCCGGGAGGCGCCUCCGGGAGCAGGAACCGGCGCAGGUGGAGGAAGACCAGAUCGUGGCAGUGUUCGUGGUCACUUUUGACCCCCGCACCGGUAAUAUGGUUGAAUGGUGUUUGCCACAAGACAUUGAUCUGGAAGGUGUUGAGUUCAAAUCUAUGGCCAGUGGAUCCCAUAAAAUCCAGUCCGAUUUCAUUUACUUCCGUAAAGGCCUUUGCUUUGGUUUGGCAUGUUUUGCCAAUAUGCCUGUGGACAGUGAAUUGGAACGUGGGGCACGCAUGAAAUCUGUGGGCAUUCUUUCUCCUUCCUACACUCUGUUGUACAGAUACAUGCACUUCUUGGAGAACCAGGUCAGGCACCAGUUGGAAAUGCCAGGACAUUACUCUCACUUGGAAGCUUUUUACGAUGACAAGAAGGGAGUCUUCCCAGCAGGCACUCUUGUUUCACAGCAACCCAUCCACUGGCUGCCUUCCAUCCACAAAUAUAUGUAUCCGGAGAUGAAGAUCACCCACCCUGCAGGCUGUAUGUCUCAGUUCAUCAAGUUCUUUGGAGAGCAGAUCCUGACACUCUGGAAGUUUGCCUUGCUUCGCAAACGCAUUUUGAUAUUUUCUCCACCUCCUGUCGGCGUGGUCUGCUACAGAGUUUAUUGCUGCUGCUGCCUUGCCAACGUCUCCUUGCCGGGUAUUGGAGGCACCGUCCCAGAGUCUAAGCCGUUUUUCUAUGUCAAUGUAGCCGACAUUGAAAUGCUGGAGACUGAAAUAGCAUAUGUAGCCUGCACAACAGAGAAAAUCUUCGAAGAGAAGCAGGAUCUCUAUGAUGUCUAUGUAGAUAACCAGAAUGUGAAGACACACCAUGAGCAUCUGCAACCACUUCUGAAGAUUAACAGUGCAGACAAGGAGAAGUUUCAGAGACUUAAUGAUCAGAGACAGAUGCUGAUGUACUCCCAGGAAGUAGAUGGUGACUGUAGUUCUUGUGAAGAGGACCUCUUCAUCUUGUUCUUCAUGGAGCAGAACAACCGGAUAUUUCAGACAUUGAUGGAGAUAUCAGCCAGCCAGGACAAGACAUUGACCGCUGACCAUGCCCGUGGAAUGGGCUUGGAUCCUCAAGGCGACCGUAGCUUUCUCAUGGACCUCCUGGAAGUUUAUGGCAUUGACAUCAUGCUGGUCAUUGAUAAUCCUUGUUGUACUUAGAAGUGGUGGGUUCUGGAAGGGUGAGAGAAGCAGAAUUCACAUAUGAGUGGAUGGCAACAACGGUUAAAGACUACAGGAUGAACUGGUGGAACUUGCCACAACUCAUAUCGUGAAGUAUGGCCUGGUAUUUAAGGGAGCACUCUGCAGGAAGUGUUAUUUAUUUUGAUCCUGUUAAUAAUUGUUUUCAAAUGGAUCUCAAAAGAAGAUACCAUUCUUUCCUACCCACAGUAGAUUGGCCAACCACGCUUUCUGUAAGCUCUGUGAAAGGAAUCUAGUCAUGAUCUUCUACCCCUCCUGCUUCUAAACAACCCAGCGCAGAGUUAUUUUGAGAGAAGAAAUCAUAUCUAUUGACUGAGAAUUUGGAUGGGUGGAUGUGAAAAGCACUUUAUUCUCUGGGGACCAAUGUGAAUUUUUCAUGCUGCUAGAGCCUUCCUAACACGCUGUAGGUGAAAGACCUUCCAAUUCCAAAAAUCCUUGAAGACAUUUUUUGUUUUUUUGUGACAUAAUUCUGCUUCCUUACUUUAUACAUGUACAGACAUGCAUCCAUAUGAUGAUUCAGUUAAACUAGCAUUUUUUUGCCUAGAUAAGUCAUAUCAGGCAGCUUUUUCUCCCAUUACAUCAAUAGUAAUAUAAUUUUUAAAAACCCUCACUUUUUCUUUACAAAACAAUUGGGAUAACCCCUUUUUUUAUCCUAGCUUUGUUACUGUUUAAUAAAUAUUUUGAGAAAAAGGUCCUGCCGUAUCUCAGCCAAGGCACAGUAUCUUCAUAUCUCAUCCCCCGCCAAAGCAUUUUAAAGAAUUUUUAGACUGUGGAUCUACCCUGCACUGUUUGUUUCUCAUACUUGUAAUAAGCUCACCCUGCUAUCUGUAUAAUUUGAUAUGUAUUAUUUUUUGCAUAGUGGUGAUUUAGAUACACUGGAAUUUUGUUCUGUUACGCUACAGAGUAUUUAGGUUUCUAAUAGGACCCAAGCCUAUAUUUGUGAGUAAUAAUUGGGUAAUGCUAAAAUAAGAAAAAAUAGUGAGGAGUGAUGAUUACUCUAGUGCCUUAUGCCCUUAAUGAUGGAUACCGUAGACUAGCCAUCAUCAAGAAAACUUCUGAGAGCCUGAUCUGUUGCUUUGCAUUCUGGCUGAAAACCAAGCUUGUUGUUCUUGAGCUCUUUGCAGCUUUAAUCAUAGGUUACAAUACUCACCUGGUGGCCUCAGGUUCUCCACCUGUUCUCCCUUGCUUAGUCAUUUCAGUUGUUGUCUAUUAAGAAUGUUAUGACACUUAUUAUUUUCCUUCUUGUGGCAGAAGUUGUGGUGCUCUCAUAAAGGCCAACUCCCAGAUCACUGAGGUAGUGAAGGACAUCAGAGUUUGUGGCUGGCCUAGUUCUGCUAGCUAGCACUGACAUCUUUACUACAUUCCAGUUAGACUUAAUUAGUUGCCUAUAAAUGCAGUGUGGCAUCUGAUUUUGUUUUCUUACAUAGACUGAAUUUUAUUGCUCUUUUAAAUAGAUGGUUUUGAUUGUAGAGUAACUUUUUGCUUUGGAAGGAAAGUUGGAUUGACUAGAUAUAUGUUUCGGGUUCCUGUUUUUGGCUAAAGAGUACUUUAUGAAAUGCAAGCUGCUAUUUUUAACAAAUUGCUUUCUUGCUUGUUUUUUUUUUUUUCAUUUAAAUGAAUAGUCAUCUGAUAUUUUGCUGCACAGUUCUAACCUAUUUUAGAGAGUGAUAGUUGGAACUAAAAAAGCAAGAAUAUUAAGAAUAGGUUGGUUAGAUGGAUGGAUUCAACUAAAGCACGGGUGUCAAAUUCGCUGCAUCAUGUUGCUGUCACGAGACAUUUUGUGACUUUUUCCCCUUCGCAGAGCUGGGGUGGGCGUGGCCUCCGCAUGACGCAUCUGGCCUGCGGGCCGCCAGUUUAACAUCCCUAAACUAAAAAAUCUGUAAGACAUUACCUUGUUCAAAAUGGAAAGAAAAUCUUCGAUAUCUUAACCCUUUUUCCUACCUCAUAUUUGUCUUGUCUAUAGGAGGUGGGUCUUCCUAUAUAUAGAUUUAAAUAUUUUAUAGAAUGAAGGGAAAGAAUUGGAAGGCAUUAAGCUGUUUAUUAAACAAACGAUUCUCUGUAAUUAGAUGUUAAAUUGAUUGUCUUGGUAUCCUUUGUUGUUGUAUAUGGGGUGUGUACAUGAACACACAUUUAAACUGGUAUCUUUGCUUCUUGUUUUGCUAAGCUGUCAUAGAGUAUGUGCCACAUGAAUGCUUGGAGAUAGGGAGGUCCAGAAUGAGAAAAUCCUGUAAACCAGGAUUUUCAGAAAUGGGUCUGUUGCCUGAAGAAUUUCUACACGUGUAUAAAUGGCCAGGAGUGAGAAAUAUCGCUGUAGAACAGAAGCUGUGAGACUGAGCUGAAUCAGUGCUUCUUUAUUACAUCCUAAGACAGUGUGUUGCCCAUCAACACAUGCAGUGAAUAGCUGUAAAUCUCAGAUAUGGAAUACAUCCAUGCAAUUGAAACUGGCUCUAGCUUUGUUGAUAUUAGCCUGAUGGAUAGAAAUUCAGAUGAAAGCUUCAUGCAUUCAUGGGCAUGCCAGGAAAAGCUUCACUAUUUAAACAUUGAAUGAAAUGGGCUGCUGCUAGCAGAGACAGCAGCUCGGCUAGCAUGGAAAAAUGUUGGCAAGAUGUAGGGACAGAAUUGGGUGUGAUUGUCAUAACCAUCUGUCAUAUGCUACAUCUUACUUACUGGGCACCUUUAUAAUCUAUUUGUCCAGCUGUUAAAUGGGACACAGAAAAACCAUCUCAUCCUACAGGGUAUGUUUUAUUUCCCUGCUUUGAAAGCACAAGCAGGUUCCUGUUCCAAGGGAUAUAAAUAUUUGAUCAUUUUCCCCCUGCUUAAAGAGACAGUGUCUCAUUCCUCUGUUACCGCUUCCCUAUGAAGGCGCAAUCUGAUGUCUGCUUAUCAAAUAGAGCAUUGGGCUGUAGCCUUGCACACCCGAAGGGCUGCAGGUGAAUAUGGUUAAUUAAAUGGAAAAAAUUAUUAAUGAAGGCAUAGGGCCCUUAAUGGAAAUGUCUGUUUUCCCUGUAAUUCCUUUCUUCUUUUGCUUUCUUACAGUCUAACUGGCCACCAUAGUAGGAUAUGCAGUGGCAUUCUGGAUUCAGAUGAGAGGUUCCUGCUACAACAGAAUGAUUAUCAAAUUAGUACAAAACACAGUAUGGUCUGAUUUAGAUUACAUGAUUUAGCUACCCUUUUCUGAGGAAACAAAGAGCAAGCAUGAAGUACACAGGAGUUCCACCUGCUGCUGAGACCUCUUUCAAGGUUCUUACGGCUUGACUUUUAAAACAGCAUUGAAAUUCGGAUGAUGAUAUCCAAUCCUGUAAUUUGGAGGGCUCAAAAUCACUUCUAAGUACUAUAGAACUUCAAGUAGAGACAAGUAACUUAUGGCCUGCAUGUUGUCUUCCUUCUCUCCAAAACAGUUUAUAAAUGUCCAAGAGUAGAAUAGCCAAUUUUCAGUGAAACAAUUGAUUUCUUUAUUGAAACUUAAAAAAAAAAAACAAGUCUGAAUUUUUUUGCUACUGAAUUUUUAGUCUGAAUUUUGUCACCAUGUUACAAGCCAUUUGGGUCUUUUGGGGGAGGUGGUUUAGGAAAGAAAUGAAAACAUGAUAUCCCCGAGGUCCCAUUUCCAUUCUAUGCUUAAAAAAACUACAAGCAAGCAAACAAAAAGUCAACUAAGUGACGAGUUUGAUCAGAUGAGGGCCUUGGGUUGUGGCUCACAUCUCAAAGGUUGCACAUUCUGUCCCAAGGCCUUUCCAUACAGGUUAUUGCAAUGGGAGAAAACUAGUUAAAGAUACCCUUUAUAGAUUUUUUUUCAGGCAUGGUUAGUACAGCCAUGGGAGGAGCAAUACAAUAUUCGCAUGUCAGUUUUUGAAUUACGCUGUGGAAAUGAUAGAAGGUGGCUUUGGUUUUGAUAGAAGGAACUGUCUGUUCUUGGGAUGUGUGAAGUUGAGCCUCUCUUUGCUUUUACCUGCCUUCCUUGUGAGUUCAGGAACAGCGUUUUCAUGGCAUCUACAGGAAAUGUCGCAAUUAUUUUUGCAAGAUCCUAUUUGCACAAACCAACUGCGACAAUUCAGUUUCUUUGGUUUAUGGUCUUAAUACUGGUUCCUGUGCCCACGUUUAGGAAAGCUUGGUCAGGUGGCACCCCCAGCAUUACACCAUGACAUGAUUAAUUCACUGUAAACUGAACUAGACAGGCCUCCAUCUAAUCAAAUACAGCUUUGAAAUGCAGCUUUCAUCUUGAAUACAACAAUUGAAAAGAAUUCAUAAGAGCAGGUUGCCUAGUGAUGAUUAAUGUUGUUCAAAUUCCCUUAACUUGAAAAGCCUUCCUUGGACAAAGCUUGGGGGAUGGGGUCAGCCGAAGCCUCCUUUUCACUGUUUUGUGCCCAUUGUACCUUGGGCUGCAAAAUGGGGAGAGGUCUUUUUCUCCUAUUUAAUGUUUGUGUGUUUUUGCAAACACUGGAAUUCUGCCACACCAAGUUGAUGCUUCCUAUUCUACACUGAUUUGCCUAUAUAAGCAUAGUUCUGUUUUGCCUACAUAAGCAGAGGCCCUUAGAGAAUGAAGUUGAUGUUUAUAUACAGAUACAGCUAAUGAAUGGCUGAUGUUCCUUCUACUGUACAAAAUUAAUGGUGCAUUUCUGCUUAAAUACUGAUUAGAUAGCUUAGGUAGAAAUUACUGUUUUAAUACAGAAUGUACAACAUGCACUCUCUUGCCUAUGAUACCAAGUUCUUCAUUUUUCCACCUUUUCAUUUAAUAGCAUUUAAUAGUUCUAGGAUUUUGGUACUGAGCCAUUUUGAAAAACAAACAUUUGGGUCAUAAUCACUCCUGAGUACCAAUUUUACACAAUCCAUGUGUGUAUUCUUAUAAGUGUUAGCACUGGGCAGUUCACACACACAGGUAGAUUAUUUGUCAAAAUUAGCAAGUGGAUUUUUUGAUUCAUUCUUAAAACAACACCAUAUGUUGCUUGAUAAGACUUGCAGGGAAUGUAAAAACUUGGCUCAUUUCAGCCAUGGAAAUCAAAGCCGAACAAAGUUGUAAGUUAUUAGCGUGACUUAUUGCUAGCUAUGAAAAAAUAAUUGGUGGGUUUGUUUACAAGGUCAUAUUCACUAUGUGGAACAAACAAUGAUAUCAGAAUACUGUACGUCUGCGUCCUUGAUCUAAAUGACAAAGGGAAUCCGGUACAAGCAGAGAAUUAUGGAUUGCUUAGGAAACUAUUUAAUAGGAUAAGGUUGCAAUGGCUUCCACCCUUUUUUUAAAGGCCGUUUCUCUCUCAAAAGGGGAUCUGGCACAGUAGAAGUAAAACUGCUAAUUGCUAACUGGGUGAGUUCCUGCAUUACUCAGAAGAUACUGUUGGUGACACAGGACAGAAAAUAAAAAGAGUUGCCUGCGCUUACCCUAGUAGAGUUAAGAUGCUCAAAGAAAUGCCAGUGGGAUCUUCCAACAUUAUUUUGCUAACAACUUGGAGGAAGACGUAAAGGUCCUAAUUUGGGUGGUUUUUUGUUGAGGUGGUAAAUGGAUAGUUUUAAGGGGGUGGGGAAAUGGGUGCCUUAACCUUGCAGAUCUUUCUGGUAUAUCCCUUAAAAAUGCUAACCUUGUGUCCCCCCCCUUGUUAUGGGGGGUGGUUUAAGGAAUUAAGUGGGUGCCUUAAGUUUCUGCAAGGCUUAAACAACAAAAGAGCAAUGACAUAUCUCUGGCCAUCAUUCUCACCAUGCCACCGUUAGACUAAGGUUCUAAUACAUCACCAUUAGCUGUGUAAAUUAAGAUUUGGUUUAGGCACUAUCCAAUUUUGUUUCCUUAAAAAAGAAAAAUAACCUUUGGGGUAUUGGGGAGAGGAUCCCUUCCUGCUUCUAUGAGAGAACAUAUAACUUGUUGCAUAAUAACUGUAAUAUUCCCCACCGGUUUUCAAUUAACUUUAGUGUAUAAACUUUGUUUUGAAAACAUGUUCUGAGUAAAUAUGACUUGAUGGGCAGCUAGGAUCUCCUCAUUGACUUGUGACUAAGCACUUUUCUUUAAACUAUAUACUAGUGGCUUCUUUCAGUAAGAGAGCGAGCACUACCUUUGUGGAUUUCAUUGCUAAUGUAGAACCCCAAAAGGACUUGUGUAUAUAUAUAAUGGUCUUUUUUACUGUAUUAAAACUCACUUUUAACACAG
Molecule: messenger RNA, 7559 nt
Organism: Pseudonaja textilis
Lineage: Eukaryota; Metazoa; Chordata; Lepidosauria; Squamata; Elapidae
Gene: DENND11
Product: DENN domain containing 11
Cellular component (GO): cytoplasm
Source: RefSeq, a predicted model, not a curated record